UUUUGCUGCCAUUGAUGUGGGCCAAACGAAUGCGACCAAAAAUAUAUUGUUUGUUUGUAAGAAAUCUAUCAUUAGACAAAAAUGACACACGUGGGAUUUCAAACGCAAAUAGCUGGUAUAAUAGAGGACCUUGCCAAUGCCGCUGUUGCAGAAAUUUGUAAAGUUGUGGAGAAUGGCUACGCUGUUUUACAAAUAGAAAUAUCUCAAAGCCGCAAACAAAACGACGCUUUAAAAAGAAAGAUACAGUUGCUAGAGGCUGACAGGGAUUUUGCGUCGAAAUACAACCGGGAUAGACUCCCAUCAGUUAAUCAAACUUGUAAGAUUCAUGUUAAAAAGUCACCGAAAAAGAGAACCAGAACAGGGGAUUUGUACACAUUCUCACAGAUGCAAUUUACAUCACAUCACUUCAAUCAAUCUCCAGUCAAUCAUCAUCUCAACUGCCCACUACUAUUACAUGAUGUUUUGCCAGACAAUCCUGACAAUGAAGCAGCCGAAGUUCAUCAAAUGGAUGGAACGCUUGGAUUCAACAGUGAAGAUGGCAGAAAAAUAAAUCCUGGUUGCACAGUGGGGGUUAUUCCUGAAGUCAUAACAAUCAAAGAAGAACAAAUGGUGGACACAGGAGACUGUAUACAUGUGGAUGACCUGGAAGUGCAACAACACGGAAACAAGUCAUCAGUGGAUGCUCAGCACAGAACAAUAGACACGAUGCCGGAAAUGUUGGACUGCAGAAACAUAGAGUGUGCUGCCGUUGACACAGGUGAACGUAUCAAGGAUGAGAACCUUGAUGCUUAUAUGAAAGAUGAUGAGCCCCAUAUAUUUGAAGAAUCAGGAAUGCAAGAAGACAAAAGGGACACUCUCUCAGAAACACACGAAGGAUUAUCAACAUCGUAUAGAGGCAGCAAUGACACCAUCAGCCAACAUUCUUUGUUAAACCCUGGCCAUGACACAGACUCCUUCAGCGAUUUCCAUCCUGUCAACUCUCCAUGCCAUGAAGGAAAUAGCUCCAACUGUUCCUACACCACAGCAACAGACCUACACCAAGAGAAAAUGUAUCAUGUUGACAGUUUCAGGCACAGAAGCGAAUUGUCCAGAGACCCUGGAAUUGUAGCCCUGGAACCAACCAUGGUUGGUGAAAUGCCUUCACUGAGUUCUGUUUCCACCACUCUAGAGUACACAGGCAUUCAGCACAGACCGCAUAAGCAGUGGUUUGUGGGUAAGAAGGGGGGCAAGGCCUGCCCGAGUGGCAGCAGUCUAAUCGAGCACCAGCGAGUGCAUUCGGGAGAUCGCCGCUUUGUUUGCCCUCUUUGUGGCAAAAGCUUCACGCAGGCAUCCAGUCUCAAAAAGCACCAGAGCAUUCACACAGGGGAGAAGCGCUUCCGGUGUUCACACUGCGGGAAGCACUUCUCGGACCCCAGCAACCUCCGCAAACAUGUCAGCAUUCAUACUGGAGAAAGACCCUUCCGAUGUGGUCAGUGCGGAAAAACAUUUAACCAGUCGUCCAACCUUAAAACACACAUGAAGAUUCACACAGGUGAAAAGCCCUUCAGUUGUGAGGGCUGUGGCCAGGUGUUUGCCUAUAAGAUAAGUUUAGUGAAUCACCAGCUUAAGAGCUGCCUUGGUGAGCAGAAUUUGAUGGGACAAUUGCACAUGGCUCCCAUGGAGAAAAGACUGGAUUCUAGUAUUUAAUUUCCUUCAAAAGGCCAUGGGUCAAUUUGUAAUAUGCAAAUAUGUUUGUGAAAAGAUAUUUGUACUUGGGUAGAUGAUUGACACACAGGUAAUUUGGUUCAUCUGCAAUGUUGUGGUCAAUGGCCUGUAUCUGAAGUUCAUUAACAGUGAUUCUUUACAUCUACUCCAGCCUCUAUUGUUGAUAGAAGUUAUUUAAUGUUCUCAUGUCAUGUCAUGUCUAAAAUGUCACACUUGGUUAUAUUAUGUACCGUCAUGCAGUACAUUUAGCAUUUUACCUCACCUGAACAUGAACACUCAUUUUAAACCACCAUGACAUUUGGAUGAAUAUUCAAAAUGCUGAAUCUUUUUCCUGUAUGUGACCACAAUAUACCCCAGCAAAAUAAUGUUAUGAUGAAGUUAAGGUUAGUUGGAAUUUACAUCAAGUAAUCCCCUUCACUGUACUGUCAACACACACAUUUGACUAUUUAUCAAACAUUAAUAAAGUGCCUGCAGUGCUACACCUCACCUUGCGUGGUGUAAUAUACGUAAAACAGGUUGUGUAGAUUUAAGGUGUCUGGGAUCCCUUAUUAAUGUCAUCACAUUUCUACCCCCACAGAAAGAGGGGAAAACAGCUAUGUAAUACUGUUCCACAUUAUUGUAUUGUAAAAGAAAACAUAUAAAUUAACAUUCCACCCCAUGGGCCCUAAUUUGAGUGAUGGAUAAAGUGAAAAGUCUUAUAACAGCUAAUUUACUUGGCAAUAUCAACCAAAACCUACACCAUGGUUAAGACUUUUACUGUAUAUAUACCACUAUCCAACUCUGUCUCAUCCACUGCGGUCCAGAGUGUCUGCUGUGCUGGCCGUCCAUUAAUGCUAAAACAGUCAAGACUGUUUUCUUCAGUGAUCCGUCAUUGGUGGAAUGAGUUAACAAAAGCACCUUGUGCUGUUUUUAGGACUUUCAAGGCAAUUGGUUUGAAAAUAGAACUACUCUGCUAACUCCCACAGAACAAAUAUCAAAACAUACAUUUUCUACCAUUGCUUACACGUAUUUCCAAAGCUCUCUCUCUCUCUUUUUUUUAAUA
Sardina pilchardus (European sardine) is the source of this 2746-nucleotide messenger RNA. RefSeq names its product zinc finger protein 1. Gene Ontology annotation, biological process: regulation of transcription by RNA polymerase II. Lineage: Eukaryota; Metazoa; Chordata; Actinopteri; Clupeiformes; Clupeidae. The coding region runs from base 82 to 1686 and encodes 534 amino acids. The transcript has 7 exons. The record is from RefSeq and is a predicted model, not a curated record. Gene Ontology annotation, molecular function: RNA polymerase II cis-regulatory region sequence-specific DNA binding; DNA-binding transcription factor activity, RNA polymerase II-specific.